Molecule: messenger RNA, 1927 nt
Organism: Babesia bovis T2Bo
Lineage: Eukaryota; Apicomplexa; Aconoidasida; Piroplasmida; Babesiidae
Product: Sec63 Brl domain family protein
Exons: 2
Coding region: 46-1902 (618 amino acids)
Biological process (GO): post-translational protein targeting to endoplasmic reticulum membrane; SRP-dependent cotranslational protein targeting to membrane
Cellular component (GO): Sec62/Sec63 complex
Molecular function (GO): RNA binding; transmembrane protein transporter activity
Source: RefSeq, a predicted model, not a curated record
AGGCCGUUACAUUUCUAGGUCGACGUUGCCGUAAAAAUACGAGCAAUGUCGCAAUUUCACGACACUUUCACGCGCGCUAGCCGUACGGACCCUUUGUUGUCCUACGAUGACUUCGCGUCGCGCGUUUUUACCAGCGGAUUUCUUUCAUGCUUCCUGAUUCCUAUUACUAUAUACUGUAUAUACCACUGGAGCGCUCCGAGGCGCAAUUCUGUGGACAAAAAGUACAAACUCAGAGAUAGUCAUGUCGAACACAAAUCAUCUCCGUGUUUUCACUGCCAAUGUUCGGAAUGCCGUACACGCAGAGAACGCGAAAGGAGCCGCAGGUUCAAGUUGGAAGACUAUAUGAACACUAGAAGAAUACUACAAAUAUUGCUACUCGCUUUUUUCUGGUACCUAUUGUUCUACUUGAUUAAAGGCAUUGACACCUCAAAGAACAUUAAGAAGUUUGAUCCUUUCGAGUUUCUCGGCCUCAGCGUAGGUGCAACGAAGAAGGAAAUACAAAAGGCAUACCGUCAUAUGUCCUUGAGGUUCCACCCAGAUCGUAACCCAAAUGACCCAGAAGCCGCUGCUCAUUUUAUUAUGAUCACGAAGGCGUACAAAACGUUGACAAAUGAUAAAUUCAGACAAAAUUACGAGCGUUACGGUAACCCUGAUGGGCCAGGAAUGAUGAAAGUUGGUAUCGGUCUUCCAAGGUUUUUGGUCGAUGUAGACAACCAGGUGCUCAUACUAUCACUGUUUUUUCUGGUGCUCCUCGUCGUCAUUCCUGGUAUAUUCUUGUACUUCUAUCGCAAACAAAAGCUUUACACAUCUAUCGGUGUCCGUCUGGAGACUUUGCAACUAAUUUACUAUACCAUCUCCGAGGGGACGCGGCAAAAGGCUCUACCAGAGAUUUAUGCGUGCUCCACCGAAUGUGCUUCAACUCCUGCCACGUCCGAUGAUGAAGAGCUAUUACGUAAAUUUGUUCAUGAUGCUGGUGAUGUCAAGCGCAAGAAUGUGACAAAGGAAGCGUUACGUAACUUUAUCAUAUUACUGUGUCACAUGAAUCGACGUGAACAUCUAUCGCCUAAGCUUCAAGCUGUUAAAGCGGAAAUAUUAAAAUACAGCGUCUUGUUGACACAGUGUAUGUUAGAUGUUGCUUUGUGCCGUCGUUGGCUACUCACUGCCAAAUCAAUCAUCGACUUUAGACGAUGUCUCAUUCAGGGUAUCACCGGGAAACGUGACGCCUUUUUGCAAGUACCGCACAUAGACGACGAAUGUGUCGGACACAUUCAGCGCAGCAAAGCCGGUGGAAAGACAUUUGGCGAAUAUGUUGCAUUGCCCCUGGACGCCAAACGUGGCUUAGUGGGAAUGACCGAAAGUCAACUCAGCGAUGUGACAGCAUUCUGUGAAUAUUUCCCACAGAUUGACCUCAAAGUUGAUGUAUACGUUAACGACGCUAAUGACAUAUGCGUUGGAGACGUCAUCACAUUCGAAGUAAACAUUACCCGGCUAAAUAUGCCGGAGAAUUGCACUGUCGUUGGCCCAGUACAUGCCCCUCACUUCCCAUGGGUUAAGUACGAAGAAUGGCUUGUAAUGAUUAAUUAUGGUGAGAACGACGAUAAAAUAUUGGCAUUCAGCACUUGUACUUCUCGUGGACGUGUGAUCACCGAGAAAAUAUCGGUUUUGGCGGAAAACGUAGGUAUGCACUCAGUAUUGGUCACCGCUAUGUCGGACAGCUAUUUCGGCUGUGACAAAAGUACCCGUGUAGAAUUUAUGGUCAAUAUGGCAAAUGAUGCACUUGAUUUCAAAAUACAUCCCGAUGAUAUCGCCCUUGACAAUGAGCCUUCGGCUAUUGGCAAGAUGAUCGGGGACCUUCUGCGACAAGAAGAUAGCGAAGAUGAAGAAGAAGUUAUAGACGAUUGAACUUUGCCUUAAUGUUUAUCGUUAG